UAGUGUGAUAUCAGAUAAAAUUAAAUAUUUAUGACUUAGGUGUGACUUACAAAGCCGAAAGAACCCCAGACUACAUCAAAACAUUUUCACACCCUCUUGACGGCCGGGUGUAGAAAUAGUAAUAAACAACAAUGCCAAACUGGUCAGCAAUCGGAGCCAUGCUCUUCCCCAACUUGGGAGGUUGGGCAGGAGCCCUCACCAUGGCGGGACAGACAAAGCAGCCGGACGGCAAGGCCUGGUACCAGAUGCUGAAGAAGCCGAGCUGGACUCCGCCCAACUGGGUGUUUGGGCCGGCGUGGACUGCACUGUAUACGGGCAUGGGGUACGCUAGCUAUAUGGUGUACAGGGAUUGUGGAGGCAUGACUGAUAAGGCCAUACUGCCUAUUGCAUUAUACGGCGGUCAGCUUAUAUUCAACUGGACAUGGACUCCAGUUUUCUUCAGAAUGCAUUUAAUAGGAUUAGCGUUCUUCCACAUGGCAGCACUCGACGUGGCAGCGACGGCCUGCACCCUCAGUUUCUACGAAGUGAACCCGACUACAGCGUGGUUCAUGCUGCCUUAUCUAGCGUGGCUCGGCUUCGCCACCUGCCUCAAUUAUUCCAUCUGGCAGUUGAAUAAGAAGGAUAGUGAGAAAAAGUAAUAACUAUAUUAUUUGUUGCCACUUACCACGUUCAAGGUUAUUUAAAAAACUUGUAAAAAAUAGUACUAAAGAGUCAAUCUGGGUCAGACGGUCAGAAACUUUGUAUGGACAUAUGAAACUUACGCAGUUGUUAUUUACUUUAACAUUUAAUUACUAAAGUUUUUUACAAGAUUAGACGUAAAUUACGUCACUUCAUCAUAAGAACUUAUAGCAAUUGAGAGAACAUUUUUGGUCUUUUAUCAGAUUAUGGCAAAGCGAAUUAAUUGUGAUAUCGACCGGUAUUUAAUAGUAGUACAAAUCUAGAUGAAGAUAUGCUCAAUGUAUUUAUAUAUUGACAUCAUUAUUUUCGCGAAGUCGAAUUUAAUAACCAAGCUACUAUUUUUUUAAGUUUUUUUGUACGCUAUAUGUAUAGUAAAUUUCUUGACAGUAUAUCUUAGCAACUAAGUCAUAAAUUAAAAUAAUAUCAAAUUGUAUGUUAAUAUUUUUAAUAUUAUAUAAGCAAGUGCUGUUA
Leguminivora glycinivorella is the source of this 1149-nucleotide messenger RNA. Its product is annotated as translocator protein-like. Bases 132 to 638 code for a protein of 168 amino acids. The record is from RefSeq and is a predicted model, not a curated record. Gene Ontology annotation, cellular component: mitochondrial outer membrane. Lineage: Eukaryota; Metazoa; Arthropoda; Insecta; Lepidoptera; Tortricidae. The transcript is spliced from 5 exons.